This is a messenger RNA of Colletotrichum chrysophilum, 1059 nucleotides long. RefSeq lists its product as uncharacterized. Lineage: Eukaryota; Fungi; Ascomycota; Sordariomycetes; Glomerellales; Glomerellaceae. Gene Ontology annotation, molecular function: zinc ion binding; oxidoreductase activity. The transcript has a single exon. The record is from RefSeq and is a predicted model, not a curated record. Bases 1 to 1059 code for a protein of 352 amino acids.
AUGUCUCUCCCGUCUUCUUACAAGAUCGCUGCUGCCGAGAAUCCCGGCUCACCAUUGGCUCUCAAGGACACCCCAAUGCCGACGGUUGGGGACGAACAAGUACUCGUCAAGGUCCUCGCUUGCAGCGUCUGCCACACUGAUGCUGUGGUUGCGGCCGGCUAUUUCGGCAUCUCUUUCCCCCGGGUACCUGGCCACGAGAUCAUCGGAGAUGUCGUCAAAGUCGGCAGUGCUGUUGUGGGAGUGAAGCCUGGAGAUCGCGUCGGCGGCUCUUGGCAUGGGGUUGAGUCAACCGAAUGUUCACCGUACUCAUUUACUAACUCGAAUUUCUCAGGUCACGACGGCACCUGUCGUGAGUGCUCCCGUGGUCUUGUGCAGAUGUGCCAGAACGAAGAGGCCCACGGUGUCACCCUCGACGGCGGUUUUGGCGAAUACGUCCUGAUGCGCUCUCAGGCUGUCGUUGGAGUGCCUGCCGAUAUGGACCCCGCCGAAGCUGCUCCUUUGAUGUGCGCCGGACUCACAAGCUUCAAUGGUAUUCGGAAGAUGGGCAUCGAGGCCGGCGGUCUCGUCGCUGUUCAAGGGCUCGGUGGUCUCGGACAUCUCGCUAUUCAGUACGCGAAUCGCAUGGGAUACAAAGUCGUGGCCUUGAGUUCGGGGAGCUCGAAGAAGGAAUUCGCAGCACACCACUACGUCGACACCAGCGCCGAAGACCCAGUGAAGGCCCUGAUUGCCCUUGGUGGUGCCGAUCUCAUCGUCGCAACCGCUCCGCACGCCAAGGCCGUCUCACCUUUGAUCAACGGUCUCCGAUCACUGGGCAAUCUUCUCGUACUUGCCCCAGUUGGAAACGUCGAAUUCGACACCACGGUCCUAUUGCGCAAGGGUGCCUCUGUACUCAGCUGGCCCAGUGGUAAUAUCACCGACGCCGAGGAAAUCCUCGAAUUCUCAAAGGUCCAUGGUGUAAAGUGUCUGGUUGAGAAGUUCCCACUGGGGAAGGUCAAUGAAGCUAUGGGCCACAUGUUGACGGGAUCUGUUAGGUUCCGUAGUGUCCUGGUCGUAUACUAA